AUGAUGAAACAUCAUCAGCGUCAUCUUUCCACGACCUCCACCGCCACCAAUUAUGGCCAUCAUCCAGAAGAAAGUACCGAUGACGGUGACUCUCCUCUCACUCAUCAUUCACAACAACAACAUUCGUUGAGGAACAAUGAACCUUCAUUGACAACCACAAGUGGUUUUCGAAAUUUCCAUCAAAAUUUCUCGUCGGCAGCAACAACACUUCUUGUUAAUCCCCAACACAUGAAACGAGUGAAAUUCAUCACCAUUGCUCUCAUUGUUGUGACUUUCUUGUCCAGUUUUGUCUAUUUUGUGAAAUUCUUACCAAAGAAAGGAGAUUUUUAUUUACCUCUCGAUGAAGAAAUUGACAGACUGACAAAGGAUCUCGAUGUCUUGUAUCGUCCCAUGAUUAAUGUGGAUGGAAAUGGUGUAAACAAGUUUUUGAAACCUUAUGAUGAACAAUUGAGUGUUUUCUCAACGAAUGCCAUUCAAUUGGUGAGAAAUAGAAGGAAUUUUUUGAAAACAAUGAAUGGAAAAGAUCGAAUUCAAUAUUCACGUCACUUGUCCGAAUUGGAAAAAAUUCACAAUAUUUUACAAAAACAAAUUGUGGAAUAUUUUGAUUAUGAGAGAGUUUGGGCAGGUCCUUCGAAAUCAAGUUUUCAAUUUACAGAAAAUCCUUUUGACUCUCCUAUCAUUCCUGCUGAUAAGUUUGUUGAAAAUUAUCAAUUUUACAAGAAUGAAAUCAUUCCAAAACAUGAAGCUUACUUUUUAUUGAAAAAAGUGCAUCCAGUGAAGAGAGAAUUAGAUAUUGUAUCCAUUUGGGACAAUGACUAUUCAGAAACCUUGUCAAAAAUUGCUCGUCAAAUUGUUGGUGAAACUUGUUGGAACAAGAAAUUAGUUUUAUUUGGUGAACAUUGGCAUACCUUUCACCAAGGAGGUCCAAGAAAGGUUGGAACUUAUCAAAUUGGUGCUUUGAAAUUCUUGAAAAAAGAUUUCAUUUUCACCGAUGAUAUUAAUGACCCAAAUUUAUUGGAUGCAGAUAUUGUCUAUUCCUAUAAUCCACAUCGCUAUCGAGAGUUUAUUAAAAAGUUGGUCUUGGGAAUUCGAAACGGAAAGGUUGGAUCACACACGAAAAUAUUCAUUGGACCAGUCAUUGCAGAUAAUUUAGUGAGAGAUCACUAUUCAUUACUCGGUGAUCGAGUGACACAUUUAGCUGCUUCCCAAUGGGUCAAAGAUGUCGAUUAUGGUCCUAAAAUUGGUGGAAAGGUCAAAAUUCUCGUUCAUCCCACUCCCAUUAACACCAAAAUUUGGUCACCCAGUGAAAAAGUCAAUGUUUUUGACAAGAAAGACAUUCUCUUCUAUGACAAGAAUUGUUACUACAGUCAAACUGAAUUGCUGACCACAUUCAAAACACUCCUGAAUGGUUAUCCUGAUUUUAAGGAUGCUAAUUUUCAUGUUGUGGAUUACAACAAACGAUACAGUGAAAAUUAUUUUCUGUCACUGUUGAAAGAAAAGAUUCGAUUUGCCAUUGUUUGUGCCCGAACAGAGACACAAGGUGUUGCUUUGGAAGAAGUCAUGUCCAUGAAUAUUCCACUUUUUGUCAUUUGGACACCAAUGAAUUUUGAAGUGGCACAUGACCCAGUGGUGGUGCCAUACUUUGUUCCAGGAAUGUCAGGACUCAUUAGUGGCCAUCAAAAUAUCACCACUGUGUUUCCAACAUUUAUGCAAAAAGUGAUUGAUAAUUCAUUUAAUCCUCGUCGAUUUGUGGUGGAACUUUUUAACUACUUUAGUAAUGUGAUGGAUUUUAUGAAUAUUUUGUGUUAUGGAGAAAGUCGAUUUGAACCAAAGGAAAAUUAUUUGAGUGAACUGAAACGAUUGACCAAGACCUAUGUUCCAGAUGAUGAUGAUGAAGUGGUUCCGAAUUGA
Naegleria fowleri is the source of this 1911-nucleotide messenger RNA. RefSeq lists its product as uncharacterized. Lineage: Eukaryota; Heterolobosea; Eutetramitea; Acrasida; Naegleriidae. The coding region runs from base 1 to 1911 and encodes 636 amino acids. The transcript has a single exon. The record is from RefSeq and is a predicted model, not a curated record.